Molecule: messenger RNA, 3358 nt
Organism: Caenorhabditis angaria
Lineage: Eukaryota; Metazoa; Nematoda; Chromadorea; Rhabditida; Rhabditidae
Source: the annotation of a GenBank genome assembly
AUGGCUGCCAAACUAAUAUCAAAUGAAACACUCGAUAAACUUCGAGCUGUUCAAUCGUUAAGCCCUUGUAAGUGUAAGCAGAACUUCAGAUAAAUUCAAAAAUGUAAUUUCAGCACUCUGGUCAUUUUCAUCAAUUCGAUUUCAAACUGCACUUCUAAUUUCUUGCGCAACAAUUGUUUUUGGACUUAUGCGAACAUGUUUCGGAAUGGCUAUGGUGGAUAUUGUUAGUAUGUAUGUGAAUUUUGCUUUUUGGAGGGGAAAGAUAGCCUAACUUUCAACAGCUUCUUGUUAUAAAAUGAUUUUUGUAGGAAUAAUCAAUCGGACACAAGUCUUCAUAUGAAUUGGACAACAGAUCAACAAGCACAAAUUCAUACCUCAUUUUAUAUCGGAGCUUUUAUCGCUGUUUUUAUUUCAGAAUAUCUUUCGAAAAAGUGAGUUGGUUUGGCUGUAAACUUCAAUCUAACUAAGAAAAUAUUUUUUCCAGAAUGGGCCCCAAGAAUUUGCUAUCCUUCGGCCUAAUUCUCAACAUAAUUGGCUCAAUUCUAACCCCAUUCAUCGCAUUUUCCUUCCGUCACUACCUUCUAAUCGUCGCAAUUCGAUCAAUAAUGGGCUUCGGCUACGGUUUCCUGAUUCCAGCCGGCAGUGUUCUGAUCUCAAAAUGGUUUCCAAUCGCCGAAAAAAGUUCAGCGAUGGCAAUCUUCACGACUGGAAAUCAAAUCGGAAUAUCAGCAUCGAUGUUUUUAACCGCCAAAAUUUGUCAACUUUCAUAUUUCGAAGGUUGGCCAAUGGUUUUCAUUUUGUAUGGGAUUGUUGGAAUUAUAUUCUUGUUUAUUUGGCAGACAAGAAUUGCUGAUAAACCAAGAUUAUCGAAAUAUAUCACAGCAACUGAAUUGAGUUAUAUCAAAGGUGGAAAACAGAGAAGACCGAGGGCUGACACUAUUAUUAGACCUACACCAUAUAAAAAGGUUAGAACAAAAAAAUCGCUCUGAAACGGGAUCGAACCCGUGACUCUUCCCUCCAUAUUCACCCCUCUAACCAGCUGAGCCAUCUGGGGAAGAAAAAUGAGCUUGAAGGAUGUAGGAACAUGGUUCAGACCUAAUUUUUCACGUAGAUCACGAUUUAGAAGGUCCCGAGGCCUGAAAAUCACUAGAAAAAUGAGAAAUGAUCUUUUCUUGCAGAUUCUACUAAAUGGAUGUGUGUUCGCAAUUUGUGCGUGCUCAUUUGCUCAAAGUUUUGUGAUAGUUGCUCUCGUCACAUAUCUCCCAAAAUACAAUAAAAUUGCGAUGGGAAUGAGUUUGACGCAUGUGAGUUUCCGGUUUCAUUUUUUGAUGAAACAUGUGAUUUAUGCACUGAUAAAACAACAAAAGACACUAAAUGAUCACGAAAGGCAGCUGAUUUUUAAUUAGGGAUUAAUUAGGAAUUAGGAAAAAUGGAGAACAUGACAAUUUGUGAGACGCAGAGACAAAACACCGAAAUAAUUUUCGUUUCGAGACCAAGCGCGGGAAAUUUUUUUGAAUUCAAAAAUUUUACCCGCGUUUUUUUGCACUUUUCAAAAAUAAAAAUAUCACGUGAACUUGUGAGUUUAAAAUUUAACUUUUUUCGCUGAUGACAGGUGUAAACGCGGAGUAUUGUUGUUAAUAAGAAUUUGAAUUUCAAAACUUGCAGAAUGCAAUUUGGUCAUCAAUCCCAUUUGUGAUUCAAAUGUUCACCAAACUUCUCUUCGCAAUCAUCGCCGAUAAAAUCAAACAGCGAAAAAUUGAUGUGACAACAGUAACAAAAGGUGCAAAUGCGAUCGCAAGUUUUCUAAGCGCAAUUUUCAUUGUAAUCGCAACAUCUUUGCCACUUGAUCAAACAGAAUUGAUACAAAUUAGUAUUAUAAUUUCGAUGGCAAUGUUUUCGGCAUAUGUUCCUGGUUAUAAUACAUCUAUUGUGACUGUUGCACCGCAAUUCACCGCAUUUAUAUCGUCUUAUGCUCAAAUGUAUGCGCAGACUGGCAGCACUUUGGCACCGAUUCUUAUUGGAACUAUUACAAGUCAUGUGAGCCUUUUUCAAAACUUUUUUUUUCGAAAAAAAUAUCUGAACACCAUUUUCAAUCGAAAAUAUAAAAAAAUUUUGAAACAGUGAAAUUUUUAAGUAUAUUUUUUUUAGGAAAAAAUCAAUUUUCCUGAAAAAUUCACUAAAAAUUGGAAAUUUCAAUACUCUCUAUUUUCUUAUGAUUGAAAGAAAAUAUGAAAAUUUUGAAACAGUGAAAUUUUUUGGAAAUUCAAAUGAAUAUUUUUCAGAAAUUCAGAAGAAUUUUCCAAUUUUUUUUUUCAAAAAAAACCAAGAAACUAAUGUUUUUCUCAUGAUUUUCAAAAAAUAUAUGAAAAUUUUGGUAUAAACGCAGAACAGCCCCCCACCUGAUUAUGUCCCCCCCAGGCUCGGCAAAGCCUCGGCAAAAAAAAAACAAAAAAAAAAUAUUUAAAAUGUGUUUCUAUUCUUCCAACCUCACAGGAAAACAAGAAGGGAAGGGGGUUCAAAUGAAAAUGUGGGGGAACGAAAUGAAUUUGCCAAGUGGGGGCUGUAAUGCAUUGGGUGGGGGGCUAUUCUAAGUUUAUACCAAAAUUUUGAAACAUUGAAAUUUUUCAGAAAACAAAAAACUGCUUUAAAAUUUUUAAUCGUUUUUUUAAAGAUAAUUGUCGCACUGAUUUUCCAAAAUAAUUUUGAUGUAAUAAGACAAUUUUGAAACAGUAACAUUUUUCCAAUAGAAUUAUUUUAAGAAAAUUCAGAAAAAUUACUUUUUUCAAAAGGUUUUUUUUUUCAAAAAUAUAUGAAAAUUUCGAAACGGUAAAUAUUUUGGGUUAAAAACGGGAAAAUUAUCAGAGUAUCAACAAAUUAACUCCAAACAUCUUAUUUUUUGAAAUUUUUUUUUUCCUUUUCAAAUCCCCAUUCAAAAAACUCACAAUUUUCCAGGACACAAUUGAAGAAUGGAAAUGUGCAUUCUAUAGCCUCGCCUUAGUUCUCGUUAUAACCGGAAUAAUCUUCCAAUUCCUUGGGCAUGGAAGAACAGAAGCAUGGGGCGAAACACCAUCAAAUUCCACAUCAGUUCGACUUUCGACGUGUACUGUAAAUGGAGAAGAUGGGAUUUGUCGAAUGACUCUUCUAGAAAAGCAUAAUAAAGAUUUCCGAUCGGAAAAUUCAGGAGGUUCGACAAAGAAAAAGGUAACUGUUAUAGUGUGAUUUUUAACACAUUUUUAACCAAAAUUUCAAGGUUUCGCGCGUUUCCUACGCUGGCGAAGAAAUCAUUCUUCCAACUCGUCUAGAAGAUCUCGAAAAUGAUGUUAUUUACAGUAUUGAAGAAGAAGAAAAUGAACAUUAA